Messenger RNA from Fraxinus pennsylvanica, 2262 nucleotides. The record is from the annotation of a GenBank genome assembly. Lineage: Eukaryota; Viridiplantae; Streptophyta; Magnoliopsida; Lamiales; Oleaceae.
AUGGCAGCAGAUUUCUCAACAUCAGUUCAACUCGGUCUCAACCUCUCAAAGCGGAUAUACUACGGAAAAAAUGCGGCAGAGUCCUCGCCGCCGCGUCCGGUGUUGGCGGAGAGGGAGACUGAUCCUGUGGAGAGUUAUCUUCCGACGGCGGUGAUGGUUUAUGCGGAAAUAACGGAGCCUUCGAUGGUGGACAAUCCGUACAUUCCGAGCUACCAGCCUUACGUGCACGGGCGGUGUGAUCCGCCGGCCUUGAUUCCGUUGCAUAUGCACGGAGUGACAAUGGAGUUGGACUGUUAUUUGGAUACUGCAUUUGUUACUGUUAGUGGUGCGUGGCUUGUACACUGUGUUUCUGCGAGUGAAAGCUGCGACUGCCGCAUUGCUGUACCAAUGGGCGAAGAGGGUUCAGUUCUAGGGGUAGAAGUUGAAACCCCUUUUAAGUCAUAUUGUACCCAAUUUAUUUCCUUGGAAGAUACCAAAGAUGCAGAGAAUUUCGCCAAUGCAAAAGAUGGGUUCCUGAUAAAAGGCCAGACAUACACAUUAAAGAUUCCCCGGGUCGAUGGCGGAUCUAUCCUUUCGCUCAAAAUUAGUUGGUCCCAAAAAUUGUUGCAUCAAGAUGGUCAAUAUUGCCUCAAUGUGCCAUUCACUUUUCCAUCAUAUGUCCUUCCUGUUGGGAAGAAAGUGUCUGGAAAGGAGAAAAUCUUAUUGAAUGUGAAUUCCGGUACUGGAACAGAAGUCUUGUGCAAAAGUUCUAGUCAUCCUCUGAAGGAGAUAAGACGCCUGGCGGGGGAAGUAGGAUUUUCUUAUGAGAGAGAAGUUCUGACAUGGUCCAUGUCUGACUUCAAUUUUUCAUACACUGUUUCUUCAAGUGAUAUAUGUGGUGGUGUGCUCUUGCGGUCCCCAUCUCUUCAUGAUAAUGAUCAAAGAGAGAUGUUUUGCUUUUAUCUUUACCCAGGGAAUAGCAUCCAUAAGAAGAUUUUCAAGAAGGAAGUGGUAUUUUUGGUUGAUAGAAGUGCAAGCAUGCAGGGAGGUCCCCUCGAGAAUGCAAAAACUGCACUCUUGGCUGCCCUAUCAAAGCUUAGUCCACUAGAUACUUUCAACAUUAUAACUUUUAAUGGAAGUUCUUCAAUAUUUUCUUCGUCCAUGGAGCUAGCGACAAAGGAAGCCAUCGACAAUGCUUAUGAAUGGAUUAAUAUUAAUUUUGUAGCAGAGGGUGGCACAAACAUAUCAACUCCCUUGGAUCAGGCAAUCAGGUUGGUGUCUAAAACUGGUGCUGUACUUCCCAUCAUUUUUCUCGUUACUGAUGGAACCGUAGAAGAUGAAAAGAACAUUUGUCAUUCCAUGAAAAGUCACCUCAUGAAGGAAGGCUUGACUAGUCCACGGAUUGGCACGUUUGGCAUAGGUUCAUAUUGCAAUCAUUACUUCUUGAAAAUGCUUGCAGAAAUUGGGAGGGGUUACUAUGAUGCUGCAUUUGAUAUAGAUUCGAUCAAUUUGCGGAUGGAAAGAUUUAUUGACAAUGCAUCAUCAGUCAUCCUUUCAGAUAUAACUAUUGAUGCUUUGGAACAUCUUGAUUCACUUGAGUUAUAUUCACUUCAUCUUCCAGACCUGCGAUCUGGAAGUCCUCUAUAUGUGUCUGGAAGAUACUGCGGGAACUUUCCGGACUCUGUUAGAGUCAGUGGUACCUUGGCAGAUUUGAGCAAUCUUGUGAUAAAUGCUAUAGUACAAAAAGCAAAAGAUGUCCCUAUUGACAAAGUAUUUGCAAGAAGACAAAUUGAUGCACUUACAGCUCAUGCAUGGUUGUCAGGAAGCAAACAACUAGAAGAGAAGGCUGCAAAAAUGAGCAUACAUUCAGCUGUGUGUUCGGAGUAUACCAACAUGAUUUUAAUUGAGACGGAUAAAAGGAAGCAGCAAUCCAAAUCAAAUACAGCGGAAGAGAAAACGGGUGAUUCCAAAGGGCAGAAGAUCAUUGUCCUGCGAAAUAUAGGUACUGGCUUUGGUAAUUUGGAGGCCACUGCUAAGAAUCUUCCACCAGAAAAAGCAGAGCCCAAUUUAUAUGAAACUUCAACAAUGCUUUUCAAGACCGCUUCAAAUGUUGGUCGCAGAGUGGCAGAUCGGUGUUGCUGCAUGUGUUUUCUUCAAUUUUGCAAUAGGCUUAAUGACCAGUGUGCAAUUGCUUUAACACAGCUGUGCACAGCUCUUGCAUGUUUCGGAUGCCUGAAAGUUUGUUGUGAAGUCUGCGAUCUCUGUUCUUGUGAUCAAUGCUAA